Molecule: messenger RNA, 1718 nt
Organism: Durusdinium trenchii
Lineage: Eukaryota; Dinophyceae; Suessiales; Symbiodiniaceae
Source: the annotation of a GenBank genome assembly
UCAAGCUUUAAACACAGUUUUGCAGUUGGCUGGGAAGGCUGGUGGCAUGGCCGAAGCAGCCAGUCUCAUUGAGAAGUACAGAGUGGAUGGAGGCGGCGACUUCUCGAAAGCUGCAGAAAUUCAUCAGAGCAUCCUGAGCUUCAAACCUGAUUGGGAAAGCUACGAGGCGACAAAGGCGCAAGCACACGUCUUGAAAUUGAUCGAGGCUGAUGCACCCGCUAUCAAGAACAAAUCAAUGAUUCAAGGCCACAUUCAGGUCGUGCAAGCGUGCAUGAACAUCAUGGCGAGUCGAGAUGAGAAACCUAUUCAGUGGCUCUUGACAUUGUUCUAUGACAUGCUUCGAGAGGAUAGUAGCAGCUACGCCAUCUUUGAGGAGGCUUCAAAGCAGAAGAUCGAGGUCUACAAGCCUCUGAUGGCCUUGCUUCUCCGGCCUGGUGACAACUACACAGCAGACAAGGUCAGUUGGCUGCUUUCUGCGGUGAUCAGCCAUGUCCCGCACAGUGUCACAAAGGCCCAAGUGGAGGAGUUUCUAUCUUCUGUCUUAGAUUCGUCAAAGACAAGUUGCUCGGAACUUGGACAAUUGGAGGCUAUCACAAAUCUAUUGAAGUCAGAUGCCUUCAGAAAGUUCACUUGGUCUGAGCCAGGGAUUCCAGAGAGAAUCUUCCGGAUACAGCCAAAGUCUGCACCGUCACCACACUUGUACAAGUGCAUCUUCGCAAUCUGGGCUUUGUCCUUCGACCAGGAGAUUACUAGCUCACUCAAGGAGAUGCAUGUUAUCAAGAAGCUUCGAGAGACUCUGACCUACAGCAGAGUCGAGAAGGUGAUUCGCCUCUGCCUCACAGUUCUGAAGAACUUCCUUGGCAACAAAAGCCUGUGUGAGGACAUUGUCGAGGAAGGAAUUUUGGAGGCAGUUCAGCAGCUGGAGUUUGAGAAGUGGAGGGAUGCAGAGCUCUAUGAUGACAUCAAGGAUAUGGCCAUUCAAAUUGGAUCAGAGGUGAGUGAGAUGAGCAACUUUGAGCGCUAUGAACGCGAGUUGCAAACAGGAAAGCUCCAAUGGGGCUUCAUUCAUUCGAGCAAGUUCUGGGCAGAGAAUGUCCUAAAGUUUGAGUCCAAUGACUUCAGAGCUCUGAAGGUGUUGGCGUCGUUGCUCCAAAGUCCUGCAACGGACGACACCACAUUGGCCGUGGCAUGUCAUGACAUUGGCGAGUUUGUGACCCUGCACCCUCUGGGCAAGAAGAAGGUUGCCCAGCUGCAGGUGAAGGAGAAGGUCAUGGAGCUGAUGGCAGCCCCUGAGCAGAAAUCCCGAGAGGUGCGUCGAGAAGCCUUGUUAUGUUGUCAAAAGAUCAUGUUGAACAAGUGGCAGGAUAUGGAGCAGGUUCCAAAAUGAAGUUUCGAACUCUUGAGUUGAGCCGAGCUGGAACCUGGGCGUGGCUUCCAGCAAAGUCUGUAAGUUGACUUCACAGACUGGGCUCAACUUAGAAGGUUAGAAGCUUAGCAGUAGCAGAUCUUAACAGCUUGUUGGACCUUGCUGGGAACUUUUAGCUGAGUUUCUGCGGGAUUCCCCAGCUCAGAUGGAGCUCCUGGGAUGUCUUAGGCUGUAUGUCACGAUGUUUGUCAUUUCUGUUCCAAAACCAACCGAUGACGCUUUGUUUCCCUCGUCAUUCCCACUCCGAAGCUGUGACCAUUAGAGCCGGCUGGAGGAGCGGACAGGGAUAGGG